Mucor velutinosus is the source of this 660-nucleotide messenger RNA. RefSeq lists its product as uncharacterized. The record is from RefSeq and is a predicted model, not a curated record. Lineage: Eukaryota; Fungi; Mucoromycota; Mucoromycetes; Mucorales; Mucoraceae. Bases 1 to 660 code for a protein of 219 amino acids. Gene Ontology annotation, biological process: D-sorbitol catabolic process. Gene Ontology annotation, molecular function: L-iditol 2-dehydrogenase (NAD+) activity. The transcript has a single exon.
AUGCCUGAUUGCAUGACCUAUGAACAAGGUGCUUUGAUUGAACCUCUCACUGUUGCAGUUCAUGUUGUGAAACGCACACCUGUAGUAGAACUAGGUUCAUCUUCCUCCAUCAUUGCCAUUGGUGCCGGCCCUAUUGGGCUCUUUGUGGCAGCGGUGGCACAUGCUCGAGGUGUUUCCGAUUGUCUUGUCAUGGACAUUGACCAAACACGCUUGGAUUUUGCUCAGCAGUAUCUGCCUGGUAUCAAAACCGAAUUACUGCCCAUGCCAAUGCAUCUUUUGCAGGUGGCAUGGGCAGAACAGCAAGCUGUUUUAUUGCAAUUGAGUGCAGAUGCCAUUGACGUUGUAUUUGAAUGUACAGGGGCUGAGACCAGCAUUUGCUUAGCUAUGCACACAGUACGUCGAGGAGGUGUCGUCAUGUUGAUUGGCAUGGGCAUGGUGCAAUGUGUGAUGCCCAUUGAUUUGAUAUCGACGCGGGAGAUUGAUGACAGGGGCAAUUUUAGAUAUGCUCAGGCACAUGAAGAAGCUAUUGCAUUGGCGGCUCAUGGAUACGUAUCUAUGGAGGAAUUGGUCACACAUCGUUUUUCAUUAAGCCAAACAGUGGACGCCUUUGAGCAAGCACAGCAAUCAUCUCAUGUCAUCAAGAUUCAUAUUGCAUGUUAA